AUGGCAUCUACCAUUAAACCUGGACUUACAACCUUCCACCACCUUGAUAAUUCCCAAUCUCAACGAGUUCUCUGGUUCCUCGAAGAGCUAGGAAUCGAAUACAAUCUCGUAUGCCAUAAACGCAUUGAAGGUCGCGCGCCACCCGAGCUAAAAAAUGUACAUCCUAUGGGGAAAGCCCCCGUCCUUGUCACAUCCGACAACAGGCCCAUUGCGGAAAGUAGUGCAAUCCUCGGAUACCUGAUUGAUACAUACGAUACAGAGGGAAGAUUUGCGGCGCAAGAUAAAGUCCGCGAUGAGAGUUUGAGUUCGUUUGCCGGAUCGACUAUUGGGACCAUUUCAAUGAUUGAAUUGAUAUUUGAUAUUGUGGCGGAGAAAUCCCCGUGGCCAUUAUCAAUAUUAAUGGGUGGUGUCAAAUCAAACAUACAUAAGAGUUUCACGGGGCCAGAAUAUGCAACACAGUUUGAAUACCUGGAGAAAGAAUUGACAGAUGAAUGGUUCAAUGGGAAGAAUCUAGGAAGGGCAGAUGUGAUGUUGAGUUGGCCUGUGGACUUUUUGGCCGCAAAGAAGUAUGUGGACUUCCAGAAAUACCCGAAGAUUCUACAGUGGAGGGAAAGGAUACAAAACAGAGAUGCUUGGAAGAGGGCGUUGGAAAAGGGUAAUGGGUAUGAUUUCGUGGAGGUGUAA
Molecule: messenger RNA, 684 nt
Organism: Sclerotinia sclerotiorum 1980 UF-70
Lineage: Eukaryota; Fungi; Ascomycota; Leotiomycetes; Helotiales; Sclerotiniaceae
Exons: 2
Coding region: 1-684 (227 amino acids)
Source: RefSeq, a predicted model, not a curated record